Molecule: messenger RNA, 4614 nt
Organism: Aureococcus anophagefferens
Lineage: Eukaryota; Pelagophyceae; Pelagomonadales; Pelagomonadaceae
Exons: 4
Coding region: 1-4581 (1526 amino acids)
Biological process (GO): aldehyde metabolic process
Cellular component (GO): cytoplasm
Molecular function (GO): protein binding; aldehyde dehydrogenase (NAD+) activity
Source: RefSeq, a predicted model, not a curated record
AUGCGGCAGCUCCUCAAGUUCCGCGACAUGCUCGUCGCCGGCCGCGGGCCGCUGCUCGACGCGCUCCAGCAGGACCUGCACAAGUCGCACACGGAGGGCUGGAUGAUGGAGCUCAACCAGCUCGAGCACGAGGCCCAGGAGGCCAUCGACUCGCUCGACGCGUGGAUGCGGCCCGAGCGCGUCGGCACGAACGUGGUCAACGUGCCCGGCGCCUCCUACGUGCACUCGGAUCCCCUCGGCGUCGUGCUCGUCAUCGGCGGCGUCAUCGGCGCGUGGAACUACCCCGUGCUCCUGAGCCUCGCCCCGGUGGUCGGCGCCAUCGCGGCGGGCAACGGCGUCGUGCUCAAGCUGCCGAGCGACAAGUACUCGGCCGCGACGUCGGCGGCCAUCGCGGAGCUCGUGGGCGCCUGGCUCGACCCGCGGGGCGCGCGCGUCGUCCGCGGCGACCGCCGCGCGACGCAGGCCGUCCUGGACGCCCGCUGGGACCACAUCUUCUUCACGGGCGGCAAGACCGUGGGCAGGAUGGUCGCCAAGGCCGCGGCGGAGCACCUCUGCCCGACGUCGCUCGAGCUCGGCGGCAAGUCGCCGUGCGUCGUCGACAAGUCCUGCGACGUCGCCGUCGCCGCGCGCCGCAUCUGCUGGGGCCUGUUUACGAACUGCGGCCAGACCUGCGUGCGGCCCGACUAUCUGCUCGUCGACGAGACCGUCGCCGACGCGUUCCUGCGCGCGCUCCGGGCGGAGAUCGCGGCGUUCUACGGCCCUGACGCGUCCCAAUCGCCAUACUACGGCCGCGUCGUCAACGACCGGGCCUUCGACCGCGUCGCGGCGCUCGUGGCCGACGCGCGCGAGUCCGGCGCGGCGGUGCACGGCGGCGCGACGGACAAGGCGACGCGGUACGUCGAGCCGACGCUCGUCGACUACGGGUCGGACGCGGCGGCCUUCGAGGCGUCGGCCCUCAUGGCCGACGAGAUCUUCGGGCCCGUCUGCCCGAUCUUGCGGUACGCGUCCCUCGACGCGGACGCGCUCCCGAUCGUGGCCAAGCGCGAGAAGCCCCUGUGCUUCUACCUCUUCGCCGGCGACGCCAAGGUCCGGGAGAAGCUCCAGUGGGCGACGACGUCGGGCGCCUUCGUCGUCAACGACGUCAUCACGCACCUCGGCGGCUCGCGGCGCAACUCGAGCCUGCCCUUCGGCGGCGUCGGCGAGAGCGGCAUGGGCAACUACCACGGCCACUACAGCUUCAAGACCUUCUCGCACCAAAAGGCCGUGCUCCACAAGACGCCCUACCUCGACCUGCCGGCGCGCUACCCGCCCUACGAUUCCACGAAGGAGACCAUGUUGGCCGUGCUGCAGCACCCGCGCUACGGGCCGGACCGCCUCCUCUCGCUCGUGCCGCCCGCGGUGAAGAAGGCCCUCGGGGUCGCCGCCGCCGUCUACGUCGCCAAGAAGCUCGCCCCCGCGGUCCUCGCGACGGAGUCGGGCCUCCUCCUCGAAAACAGCGGCCUGGCCGGCACUCGCGCAAACAUGAGCCGCUUUUUCCUCCUCGCGGGGCUCGCGGCGACGGCCUCGGGUCUCUUUCGCGACCAGGCCGGCGAGCUCGACUGGCGCGUGGAGAACGUGGGCGCCGUGAGCCACGCCGUCUACCAGCAGCGGCGGUGCUACGCCCUGACGCGCGCCGGCGGCGGCCAGGCCCUCGUCGCGGCGCUCAACACGCGCACGGGCGGCGUCGAGUGGCGGCGGGCGCUGCCGCCGGGCGAGGCCGGCGACGGCGUCGUCGUCGCCGGAAACGCCGCCGUGACGCUCAGCGGCCGCGGGUCGCGGCUCCGCGCGUGGCGCCUCGGCGACGGCGCGCUGCUCUGGGACGCGGCCGCCGCGGGCGGCGCGUCCGGCGCGGCGCUCCUGGCGCUGAACAAGCACGGCGCCGCGGGCGUCGCCGGGAGCGACUGCGUCGUCGUCGCGCUCGGCGGCGACGCGGUCGCGGCGCUCGACUGCGGCGCCGGCCGGCCCGUCGCGGGCUUCCCGUGGUACGCGGAGCCCGAGGACGACGCGAAGCUCGCCGGCGCGCUGCGCUCCGGCGGCGCCAAGGGCGCCCCGCGCGUCCUCUCCGUCGUCGCCGCCGCGGACGGCGCGGGCCUCCUCGCCGCGGGGCUCGCGGGCGACAAGGCCUGGGUCGCGUACCUCGACCCCUUCGCCAAGGGCGGCGGCCACGCGGAGGCGUCCCAGGCCGCCGUCGUCGCGUCGGGCUGCCGCGACGUGGCCCUCGCGAGCCGCUCGGGCAAGGCGCCGCCGCUCCUGGCGUGCCUCUCCGGCGGCGACGACGUCAAAGCCUACGACGCGAUCGCCGCGCUGAACAAGGGCGGCGCCGUGCCGCCGCUCGGGAGCGUCGCCGGCGCCUUGAACGGCGCGGCGGCGGACGCCCUCGCCGCCGAGCCCAACACGGGCAACCGCGUGCUGCGGCUCGCGGGCGGCGGCGCGGCCCGCCUCCUCGGCGGCCUCCGCGACGACGAGAUGGCCUCGGGCGCGCGGACGCCCCUCGUCGCCCUCGGCGACGGGCCCUGCGGCGCGACUUGCGCCUUCGGCGCCUUCGCGACGCCCGUGGCCUUCGCCUCCGGCGGCGGCGACGGCGCCGGCCGCGCGUUCUACGCGUCCGCGGCGCCCGAGGCCGGCGGCGUCGCGACGCGCGUCUUCGAGGUCGGCGGCGCCGCCGUCGGCGACGCCGACGUCGCGCCGUUGGCCGUGGCCGCCCACGGCGCGCCGGCGGCCGUCUUCCCCCAGGUCUUCGACCGCGCGGAGGGCGCGGGUUUGGGGUACCGCGCGAUGGUCGUCACCGCCGCGGACACGGUGGCCAUGGUCGGCGCGGCCAAGCUGUCCUGGGCCCGCGACGAGGCCCUGGCGCACGUCACGUCCGCGGCCUUCGUCGACGCGCCGCCGCUCGAAAGCGCGGCGCCGUCCGAAGGAGCGAUUCCGUCGUUCGCCGCGCGCCUCGCGUCGCAGCGGACCGCGGCCGCGGCCUUCCUCGGGUCCGCGUUCGACGCCCUCUUCUCCAUCUUCAAGGACGCCGCGGCGCUCAAGGAGGCCAAGAAGCUCGCGAACGCGCGGCGCUACGGCUUCGACAAGCUCGCCGUGCUCGCGAACGCGGACGCGGGCAAAGUCUUCGCCGUGGGCAUGCACACGGGCGCGACGGCCUGGUCCGCGCUCGUCCCCAAGAACGCCGCCGUCUCCGUCGUCAAGCGCGGCGACCGGCCCGAGCUCGGCGUCUUCGCGAGGGGCGUCGGCGUGUCGUACCUCGACGCGCACCGCGGCGCGCCGAUCGGCGGCGCGCAGCCGCUGCCCGCCGCGGACGUGUUGAUUCCGACGCGCGCGGUCGACCCCGCGAGCGGCCGCGACGCCUACCUCGCCGCGGCGCUCGAGGACGACGGCGCGGCGCUCGAGGCCGUGCCCGCGGCCGCGGGAGCCGCGAUCGCGGCGUCGCUCGAGGCCGCGCCGCUCCACUUCCACGUCGUCGACGCGGCCCGGGGCGCGCUGCGCUGCUUCAUGGUCGCCCCCGGCGGUUUACGCGCCGUCGAGCUCGGGGCCGUCGUCGUCGCGGGCGGGCCGGGCGACGCGAUCCUCGACGUCGCGUACGGAGACGCCGGCCCCGUGUCGUCCAAGGCGCACGUUUUAGGCGACGACGCGCUGCUCCUCAAGUACCUGAACCCCCACCUCGCCGUCGUCCUGUCGUCGUCGCUGGGCGGCGCGCCGGCGCCGCUGCUCGACGCGAAGUUGCGGGUCGCGGACGUCGCGGCCGAGGACCAAGUCGAACCGCCGACGCUCUACGUGACCUUGGUCGACGUCGUCAAGGCGUCCGUGGCCCACCGCGUCGCCGUGCCCCACGGCGGCGCGCCGGCGAAGGCGAUCCUCAACGAGAACUGGGUCAUCUACUCCUACUGGAACCACAAGGCGAAGCGCGCGGAGCUCGGGUCCCUGAGCCUCCACGAGGGCAUGAUCGAGCGCUUCGGGCUGAGCCCCUUUAAGGUGCCCGAGCAGGAAUCGACGGCUUCCGCCUGGAGCCUGCCGCCGCCCGUCGCGCUCCAGCGGACCUUCGCCCUCCCCAAGCCCGUGACGGCGCUCGGCGCGACGGCGACGUCGCGGGGCAUCGCUAGCAAGCACGUGCUCCUCGGCGUCGAGCCGGGCCAGCUCUCCGCGCUCGACCGGCGCGCGCUCGACCCGCGCCGGCCCAACCUCGACGAGAACGACAAGAGCCGCGCGGCGCGGAAGCGCGUCGAGCGCGAGCUCGACGAGGGCCUCCGGCCCUACGCGCCCUUCGUGCCCCUCGCGCCGCGGUCCGUCGUCACCUACGACCAGCAGAUCCUCAAGCUCAAUGCCAUCUACGCCACGGACGCCAAGCUCGAGUCCACGUCCCUCGUCCUCGCGACGGGCGUCGACGUCUUCGGCUGCCGCCACACGCCCAGCGGCGCCUUCGACCUCAUCGCCGACGACUUCAACUACGCGCUCCUCCUCCUCCUCCUCCUCGGCCUCUCCGUCGGCGCGCUCCUCCUCCGCAAGGCCGCCCAGGCCAAGAACCUCGCCAUCCAGUGGGUCUAGGCGCGCGCGCGUUCGGUUACGCGGUUCUAGCGC